GAAUGUAGGUUAGUGAAACCAUCGAACCGUUACGCACAAUACCUCAGUUCAAACGGAAAUAUCACGACUGUAAGGCAUAUCCGAGCAUUCCAUCCAACAAAAACCAGACAAAUUGAACAAAAAUCCACGUAAUGAUGUAAGAACACCUCUCGUCAGCGAUUUCGUAUCACAAUUCCGAGAAACUCUGAGCGAAAUAGUUAACUAGCAGCUUAUAACAAUUGUCACAAGCAGAUAAUAAACACAGAGAGCGCCAACAAUAAAAUGACUCAAUCCCCGAACCCCUUGGCACCGGUGAAUUCCCCUGUGUUUUUGGUGAGAGAAAUCUCCCCCCAUGAUUAUUACGAAAUGGAGUUUCGAAUUUUUACUCAAGGUGGGGAAGCUCGGUGACAAGAUAAGUAGGUUUACGCCUCAACUUCGUUGUAGGAAUGGUAAAAAUCCAUAUUCUCGAUCAACAGUUGCCGCUUUACGGUAUCUAGCCGCGUUAGAAAGUGAUUCCUCCUGGUUUUAUCCAUUUCUGCAUGUUAAUGAUACUUAAUUAAUGCAAACUCACUGGUAAGUGGCUGAAAGGGAGACGAGCUGGGGCUGGCAUCCAGCUGGUGAGAGAACUUUCUUCGGGUGUGCGAGCACACGUCUGCUCACUUCAAUCAUUAGUAUCGCGCGAGUUUAUGAGACCGGUGAAAGCUUCUGGAGUUCUUCUCGUCGAUGUCACUGGGUUCUCCUUGAAUAAAUAAAGCAAAAAUCAAAAUUGAUCAUCGCGAAAUCAUUAGCCAUUAAAUUAUGAAGUACGUUGUGGCUCUCAGGCGUUGAGAUAUGACGCGCGAAAGACGGGAGGGCAGAGUGCUGAGUCAGGAUAAGACAGAUUUUUGAUAGUAAGAGUUCAUCGUCAUUUAGUUCAAGUGCUGUGGGAUUAUCAUGAGGUGGUCUUCGGUUAUUGUUCUGGCAUUUUGCUGUCAGUGUUUGCUGGUCUACGGAUUCAUUCGGCCACACCGGAUCGAGAGCGACACCAGAAUCUUCGGUACCUCUCCGAGGAACCGCUCCGGUAAAUUCCUCUUCGAUGAGAUAUUCGGCAUCGACAUCACGGGCGGUGCCGCCAGCGAGAGCAACGAGCAAAGAAUUCGGAAUUGCAGUUGUGAGUGCGGAGUGUAUAAUCAGGAGAAUCGAAUUGUGGGUGGUCAAGCAUCAGCACCGCAUCGUUACCCUUGGGUAGCACGUUUGGUGUAUGAAGGUCGAUUUCACUGCGGCGGAAGUCUCUUGACGAAUGACUACGUCCUCACCGCUGCCCAUUGUGUCCGAAGGUUACAGCGAUCAAAGAUUCGGAUCAUCCUUGGUGAUCACGAUCAGCUGAUCAACACCGAGGCGGUGUCUGUGAUGCGUGCUGUCAGUGCAAUAGUUCGCCACAGGAAUUUCGACAUAAACUCUUACGAUCACGACGUGGCCCUGCUGAAGCUUCGGAAACCAGUUAAAUUCUCCAAGACGAUAAAACCCAUCUGUCUCCCAGCAUCAUCAACGGAGCCAGCUGGUAAGGAGGGCAUCGUCGUUGGAUGGGGUCGCACCAUGGAGGGCGGAAUGCUUGCGGGAGAGGUGCGCGAAGUUAAGGUGCCGAUCCUCACGAUCGACCAGUGCAAGAGGAUGAAGUACAAAGCUAGUCGUAUCACUGAUAACAUGAUUUGCGCUGGUAGAGGGAGGAUGGACUCCUGUCAGGGGGACAGCGGGGGUCCCCUACUCGUGCAGGAAGGUGAUAAGUUUGAAAUAGUCGGGAUUGUGUCGUGGGGCCUCGGCUGUGGGAGGCCCGGAUAUCCAGGGGUUUACACGAGAGUCACGAGAUAUCUCAAUUGGAUCAACAACAACAUGCAAGACACCUGCUUUUGUAACAAAUAAAUCACUUACUAUAUACAGAAAUAGAAAUAAAUCGUGU
Fopius arisanus is the source of this 1915-nucleotide messenger RNA. Its product is annotated as trypsin-1. Lineage: Eukaryota; Metazoa; Arthropoda; Insecta; Hymenoptera; Braconidae. Gene Ontology annotation, molecular function: serine-type endopeptidase activity. The coding region runs from base 913 to 1878 and encodes 321 amino acids. The transcript is spliced from 5 exons. The record is from RefSeq and is a predicted model, not a curated record. Gene Ontology annotation, biological process: proteolysis.